This is a messenger RNA of Nothoprocta perdicaria, 2608 nucleotides long. RefSeq names its product zinc finger and BTB domain containing 46 (gene ZBTB46). The coding region runs from base 292 to 2145 and encodes 617 amino acids. Gene Ontology annotation, biological process: regulation of transcription by RNA polymerase II. Gene Ontology annotation, molecular function: protein binding; RNA polymerase II cis-regulatory region sequence-specific DNA binding; DNA-binding transcription factor activity, RNA polymerase II-specific. The record is from RefSeq and is a predicted model, not a curated record. The transcript is spliced from 7 exons. NCBI's taxonomy places the organism in Eukaryota, Metazoa, Chordata, Aves, Tinamiformes, Tinamidae.
GCCGCAACUCGCACCAAGAGUUUGUCAGGAGCGCGGCUGGAAACUGGGGGGAAAAACACCAAAAAAAGAGAGCAGGGAUGAGKAUCUCAGAUAAACCUUUUGGAGACUGUUACUGGAGACCAUUUCCCUGCCUUCAUUAAAACAUGUGCURUAGAGCUGUGAAACGUGGCGUUUAUUUUUGCUAACAGAAGAUACUUUCAAUACUGUUCUGUCUUUCUCCUACAAGAGUUCAUACCAGUCUUACUGGAAGCCUGCAGACAUUGCGCUCCCUGUGCUGCCCUGGGACUGUUGAUGUCCUCAGCUGUUGUAGGAGAAACACUAGACCUGGAACCCAGUUUGUUACUGGACUUGUGGAAGCGGAAACACAAAGAUUUCCAAAUGAAUAACCGAAAGGAAGAUAUGGAGAUUGCGUCCCACUACCGUCACCUGCUCCGGGAGCUCAACGAGCAGAGGCAGCACGGCAUYCUCUGUGACGUUUGCAUUAUAGUGGAGGGCAAGAUCUUCAAGGCUCACAAAAACGUGCUGCUCGGGAGCAGUCGCUACUUCAAAACGUUGUACUGCCAGGUGCAGAAAACGUCCGACCAGGCCACAGUCACCCACUUGGACAUUGUCACCGCGCAGGGCUUCAAAGCCAUCAUUGACUUCAUGUACUCGGCGCACCUAGCGCUGACCAGCAGRAACGUCAUCGAGGUGAUGUCCGCUGCCAGCUACCUGCAGAUGACAGAUAUUGUGCAAGCCUGUCACAAUUUCAUAAAAGCGGCUCUCGAUAUCAGUAUAAAGUCCGAUGCCUCGGAUGACCUUGUUGAUUAUGAACUCGGAGCUCCUUCCAGYAGCAGCACGGAUGCUUUGAUCUCGGCAGUUGUGGCUGGAAGGAGUAUAUCCCCCUGGCUCGCGCGGCGGACGAGUCCGGCCAACUCUUCCGGAGACUCUGCCAUUGCCAGCUGCCACGAAGGAGGAAGCAGCUAUGGAAAAGAGGAUCCGGAACCAAAAACAGACAGCCACGAGGACGUUUCCUCCCAGUCCCUUUGGUCUAGUGACAUGGGCUAUGGGUCUUUACGUAUCAAAGAGGAGCAGGUUUCGCCGUCGCAUUACGGAGGGAGCGAGUUGCAUUCUGCCAAGGAUGGUGCAAUGCCGAACACGUUCUCGGAGCAGGGUGUCGGGGAUGGCUGGCAGCCCACGGGGCGCAGGAAGAACAGGAAAAAUAAAGAAACGGUGCGUCACAUCACGCAGCAGGUGGAGGAGGACAGCAGGGCGAGUUCUCCAAUGCCAUCUUUUCUACCUGCCUCAGGAUGGCCGUACAGCAGAGACACGAGUGCCGACGUGGCCGUGGCGGAGCCCAGCAGCUCGGACAGCCGCGGGGAGCGCGCGGAGCCCUACGGCGCCGGGGACGAGGCGCUGCUGGCCGGCGAAGCCUCCUACAUGACGCCGGAGAAGGAGGACGCGCUGCAGGCCGCCGCCGUCGCCAACCUGCGCGCCGCGCUCAUGAGUAAGAACAGUUUGCUGUCUCUGAAAGCUGACGUGCUGGGAGAGGAUAGUUCCCUGCUCUUUGAGUACUUGCCCAAAGGCACGCAUUCCUUAUCCCUCAACGAGUUCACGGUGAUCAGGAAGAAGUUCAAGUGCCCCUACUGCAGUUUCUCGGCCAUGCACCAGUGCAUCCUGAAGAGACACAUGCGAUCCCAUACUGGGGAGAGGCCGUAUCCGUGCGAAAUCUGCGGGAAGAAGUUCACGCGCCGCGAGCACAUGAAGCGGCACACGCUGGUCCACAGCAAAGACAAAAAAUACGUGUGCAAAGUCUGCAACCGCGUGUUCAUGUCGGCGGCCAGCGUGGGCAUCAAGCACGGCUCGCGGCGCCACGGCGUGUGCGCCGACUGCUCCGGCCGCGGCGUGGCCGGGCGCCUGGAUCCCAGCGGCGCCGAGGCCUCUCCCGACGAGCUCUAUCCCGCCGAGGGCCCCUACCUGGAAGACCCGGAUGACAUCAAAGUGGAAGGGGACGACGAGAUGGGAGAGGACGACGACAUCAAGUGGAAAGACGACGUGGGGAUAUCRCAAGACGACGUGAUUUUAGACGACGACAAAGACGUCGACUCUCCGCAGGAGCAGGAGAACUCUGGGGAGAACGACAAGGAUUUUACCUGGAUUUCUUAGGGAUUUUUUGUUCCGUUUCGUUUGGAUGUUUGUAGGGGAAAGGGAGGGCGGGGGAGGAAGGAGUCUGGUGGAAAAACUACGUAGCCUUGUUGUCGUCCAUGUGUGCAAAAUAAUUCCUGUGUUUUAUAAACAAGUCCGUAUCUGUUCCGCUCCGAUGCCGUACGAGUCRGCGUCGCCUCGGGCCGGUGCCCCGCGCGUCUCGGAGGCUCCUGUCACUUGGAGAUUCUGUUUUCGUGGAGGUUUUUCCCUCUUUGGGAGCGCUUUGCUGGGCUCCAGCAUCCCGGCCGCGGUGGAAGUGCAAACUAGUGUUGUGCAGACGAGGGUGUCAAGGGCUUCUGAGUCACGCCGGCCUUUUGCUAAAGAGCUAUUUAAAGAGAAGUUUUACUGUUUUGUAUGGUUUUUACGGAGCCAAAUAGAUCAAAAGGCAAGUCGGGCUUCAGCCUUACGAGUCCCUUCCAGAACA